Messenger RNA from Loa loa (African eye worm), 2713 nucleotides. RefSeq lists its product as hypothetical. Bases 238 to 2658 code for a protein of 806 amino acids. Lineage: Eukaryota; Metazoa; Nematoda; Chromadorea; Rhabditida; Onchocercidae. The transcript has 17 exons. The record is from RefSeq and is a predicted model, not a curated record. Gene Ontology annotation, molecular function: zinc ion binding; Hsp70 protein binding; transmembrane transporter binding. Gene Ontology annotation, cellular component: perinuclear region of cytoplasm.
GUGAAAAGUUAAGAAAUUGUAUUGCUUUAGUUUCCGCAGCGCCUGAACCUUCUUAAUUCGAAGAUUUCUUGAAUACAUUAGGAGUUAUUACGGGAGUGGUUGAUCAUUGUUAGGAGAGGACAGUGUUUGAUUCUGGUGUUUGUUUUUCCGUUGGGAGAGGUGGGUUAGUUGAUUCUGUUUUGUGUAUGCACAUUAGGUAUGCAGAUCAGCGUAUAAACGUUUAUUAAAUGAUGGUUAAUGGCGUGCUCAUCUUCGCUACUGAUGUUCAAACUGGAGAAUGUGGAAUCGAGAAAUCCACUGGAAUGUCUCAUAUGUGAUCGAGAAUUCUCGUCACCUGUUCGUUUACCAUGUCAACACAACUACUGUCGUGAGUGCAUUCAGAAUCGUAAAACAUGCCCUGUAUGUGGCAUUGCAAUUGAUGGUGAAGUCUGUCCGGAUAAUCUGCUUUCAUUUUUAAUUGAUACCAGUCAUGAAACAGCUGAUGUAUGUGCUAAUUGUGAACAGAUAUCACAGCCGAUGCAUUUCUGCGAAACCUGUCAACAGGCUCUUUGUAAUCGCUGUCGGCACUGCACACAUCAGGCCCGGAUGUUUGCUACUCAUCGAGUUGUGCCUUUGGAAGAGCGAGCACGGGUCAAAGGACGCAUGACUUGUCCAGCACAUGGAGAACCUUAUAUCCUGUAUUCGAUGGAGAGUCGUAAUUUGGCAUGCAUUGUAUGCUUUAAUAACGCUCCUUUUGAUUCAAGGCAUCAUCUCGUUCAAAUUGAUGCUGCACACAAAAUGGGUUGUGAAAAACUGGACAAAGCGACUGUGAAAUUGCGCGCAUUUCAAGACGAUGUUGGCGAGCAAUUGCAGUUAAGAAAACGUUUAGCUUCUGAGCUUGCCGAGAGUCAUCGUGUUGCGUGUGAAAGCAUUCGACAAACUUGUCAGGAAAUGACUAACACGCUACUGACAGUCCGAGAUCGUUUGCUAAAAAAACUUGACGAAGAAAUGGCUACACGUUUUCAACAUUUCCGUGAGCAAAUGAGGCAACUUACAUCCUUGCUGCCGACUGCACGGCUGUGCUUGUUGAGUGCCUCAAUUUUUUGCUCAUCUGCCUCAAAAUUGGACUUCUUACAAUGUUAUACAGAUUUGCUUAAGAGAAUUCAGUCACUAAUAUCAAUGCAGUGUGAAAAGCCUCAAUAUACUGGCGAUUUGACUGUGGAUAGCCGAGAAGAAUUCAAUAGGGCUUUGGAGCCAUUUCUUGGGCUGUCAUCGUUUUUGCUGUGUACUAAUGUAAACAAUGGAAGUGACGGAAAUGAAAGAAGCUGUGGAACUGCAUCUCCUAGGAAUAGUUUCGUAAGACGUUCUGGAUCCAGUUUUGUCAACGGAUGCCAAUUAUUAUUGCGUAAAUAUCAACUAGUUGUUGAUUUGGUUGGUGCAUUUGGUGAGCAGUUUAGUAGAGUAGAAACUCCGCUUCAACAAUAUAAUCAAGAGAUGACGAAACUUGGUAAAAAAUUGCAAGAGUUACAGAGAGAUUUGACGUUACGGCGAUGUAUUAUUGAGAAAGAUUCUAUGAUUGAUCUCAUCCGCAGAUGCAAGGAUCUGGAUAUGAGAGUGGGUCAGCAUUCUUCAGUUGUCAAUGAUUUGCAACCUCGACUGCAGCAAAUAUGGCAGGAGGAAUUGGAUAGAGUCCGCAGACAGCAAGUUCUCUUCAGGGAAAAGAUUGAGGAAAUAAUAACACUACGUGAGAAAGCACAUCAUAUCGUCAAUGCAGCUAAGCAGCUCGAACCGUAUGCUGUUUGUUUAGCUGCUGUAACUGCCGUGAUCGAUCACAAACGAUGUCACAAGCCAGACCCAGCUCCAAUGGAGACCAUCUGUCAACAAAUCAAUACUCUUGAGCCGGACAGCCAGCAGAGGAUUGAAGCUAUUGAAAAAGAAGAGCAGAAUCGACGCCUGGUUCAAGACCAAAAGAAACGACAAGAGCAAAUGAAGAUUGCGGCAGUUAAAAAAAGUCUAAAAACCACCAAAGAACAAAAAAGACUAAUGAGAAAAUUUACCGGCGACAAUUCCCAUCCUUCGCGUCCACCACUCGUGAAUAUGAUUCGUGAUCGAAGUAGAGGUGGUACAGAUCGAGCACUGUUGUCGCCUUGCCAACGGCGGCAUAAAGGUUGGUUAGUCGGUUCAAGAAAUCAAUCUGAUGCCGAUGAAAUGGAAAGUUCUCUAGACAUCUCUUUCGAGUUCUUUGCUGGAUCUUCGGCAGCUGAAGCUGAGCUCACAAAAGCGGAGUACGAGCUUCGAUUUUGUCGUUCACAACUGUUCCGUCGCCCAACUUUGCUGCCGACUGCAUUACCUUUCAACGAUACUUUACCGUCGUCGAUUAGUUCAUUACCGAAUGAUACUCACAUUUCAAACCAGAUAAAUGAUGUGGAUUUAAGCAAAAAAAAAGAGAAUAUUGCAAUUCAUUGCGAAGAGAGAAAUGAAAUGGCUAAUUCAAAAAUUCCUGAAGUCCCAUUUGUCCCAAAGACAAUAUUUGCAAAUUUGAAUAGCCUGAAUACUACACGUGGUACGUAUGAAGUGCGUGAAAAAGUAUUAGAAAGCUUGAAACAAAGGGUCCCCAUAGUCGACAGUUGUGCACAGUUCAAAACGGCAGAACAUGAUGCUUGCGUGUAUGAUAAGUAAAAAUCUUAAUGCAUCUUUUUUUUUUCUUAUACAGUAGUGCAAUACCUUCAAAAAU